AUGAAAGGUUGUAAAAACAAAGAUACGAUUGUUGAAUCACUCUUAGAAGCAAGUAACUACGACAAUUAUAGAUAUGUAAAGUUGAUUUCUUUAAAUAUAGGUGCAUCUGUUACUGAAUUUCAAGCUGCCAAAAAGACAAAUUUCGCUACCCUUCCCGGAAGAUUAUUCUUGAACGAGUCUUUACUCAGCUCCGAUGGCAGUGCAAGUAUUGGUCUCGUAACAGUAUCCCCUAACGGGGAAAUAUUCUCCUAUCAAGUAUUAGAAGGAGGUGUAAACAGUAUAUGGCACCCGACAAUCCGUCAUCAUGUUUGGGGAACCGAUAAUGCACAAGAUGUUACUUUGUUCGAUUCGAAAAACGCCGGGGAAUACGGUGAAGAUUGCUACUUUUACAUGGAACUAAGCUCAGAUAGAGUCGCACUAACUACAGAUUUUAUUCUUUUCAGGGAUGGCCGUUGGCUCAUGAUUGCUGGUUACAAUGAUGUCUCUACCCUCAACACAGUAGCUUAUGCUACCCGUCUGGCUGGACAGCAAAUCUCAAACAACAUGAAAUGGAUUUCGUUGGCACCUGGGUUUGACUUUACCGGUUUUAGUGGAGGUGUGGUGAACGAUACAUACUACUUUUGGACAAAUAAAGAUGCAAAGAAUGGCAAAGUUGCAAAGAUCAAUCUUGAUUGGAGCAAAGCGCGCCAAGUGAAGAAUUUCACUGAACUUCAAGAUCGUCCACCAGUGAUUGAUGUCGUACCUGAACGUAAAGAUGCUUUGAUUAACGCAGGAGAUGUCAAAAUGACAGCCAAAGACAAAUUGCUUGUCAACUAUAUUGAACAAGGUGAAAUAGCAAUCUAUCUGUACAACACCAAAGACGGAAAAUUGAUCAAACGAUUGCUACCUAAUGAGACCAUGUACGUCAACGGUUUCCGAGGUGAUCCGGAUAGCAAUACGAUGAUCAUCUUAGCACAGAGUUGGAAUACGCCUAGCAAAGUAUUUGAAUUCGACUGGACUGGUUCUGACAUGGAAACAAGUACAAUUACUGUUAGGCAUAUCCAGCACUCUAAUCCGGAUGACUUUGCUAUUGAGAAACAUCAUGCAGCGUCAAAAGACGGUACACAAGUUCCCUACUUUGUUACAUACCGCAAAGGGAUUCAAAAACCAGCUCCUGUGUUCCUGCACGCAUACGGUGCCUAUGGAGAUAUCGAGAACCUCUUUUAUCAGCCAAAUUACUUUGACUUUUUACGAAAUUAUGAUGGUUUCUUCGUUUGGGGUGGACCAAGAGGGGGUGGCGACAAAGGCGGCUUUUGGCACGACGCCGGGUCAGGCUUAAAUAAAGAACACACGUUUAAGGACAUUAUUACGAUAAUAAAGGAUCUUAUAGCACUCAAGUAUGGCAUUCCCGGCAAAUUCAUUAUCGAAGGAGGAUCAGCAGGUGGGAUAGCAAUGGCAGCCGUGGCAAACCAAGCUCCAGCUAGUAUGGUUGGAUUAGCUUUGCCCGUUCGUGCAACCUGUGACGUUUUCGAAUUGGAAUUGAGAACCACAGUCGGUGAUGCAAAUAAGCCAGAAUUCGGAGAUGUAACAACUCCAGAAGGUUUUGAUGCAGUUCGUGCUUGGUCACCUUUACAAAAUGUUGUUCCAAAUAAGCCAUACCCGGCGAUAUUUCUAACUCCAGGAUCGUACGAUGAAACUGUUGUUCCUUCAAGCAGUUACAAAUUCGUGGCCGAAUUACAACAUACCAAUCCGAAUAACGCUUUACCUUUCUUGAUGUAUGUCGUGCAAGACAAAGGUCACGUUCCGAGCACGAUUAUUGAAAGUAGCUAUCAAUUCUACAUCAUGGAGGAAGCCUUACACAUCACCAGAAGGAAAAGCUGA
Molecule: messenger RNA, 1860 nt
Organism: Meira miltonrushii
Lineage: Eukaryota; Fungi; Basidiomycota; Exobasidiomycetes; Exobasidiales; Brachybasidiaceae
Product: alpha/beta-hydrolase
Exons: 5
Coding region: 1-1860 (619 amino acids)
Biological process (GO): proteolysis
Cellular component (GO): cytosol
Molecular function (GO): oligopeptidase activity; serine-type endopeptidase activity
Source: RefSeq, a predicted model, not a curated record